CGCGUGUGAGAGGCUGUGGACUGAGCAGCUGCUGGGCACUGGGGCUAGGGGUCUUCUGGUGUAUGGCUGGUGGGUGGUGCCACUCGGGCAGCUUUUGGGCACUGACGAGCUCUUGGGGAAGCCUGUAUAUGAGGCGACGAUUAGUGGUGCAUGCUGGGUGAAUGUUGAGCGAGGAGGAGGGAAUGUACUGUACCUCACUGUGCUCAUUAGUUGCUAGUGCCCGCUGUGUGCCAGUGCCCGCUGUGUGCCAGGGAGAAGAUGAGGCUACUCAGGGCUUUGAUGAAAAGCGCCCCCUUAUCCAGCAGCAGUACCACGAGUCAGGUGGACUUCUACUCCAAGUUUUCGCCGUCCCCCCUGUCCAUGAAACAGUUCCUGGAUUUCGGUUCAGUGAAUGCGUGUGAAAAGACCUCAUUUAUAUUUCUGAGGCAUGAAUUGCCAGUACGAUUAGCAAACAUCAUGAAAGAGAUAAAUUUGCUUCCAGACAACCUCUUGAAGAUGCCAUCCAUUAGGCUGGUUCAGAGCUGGUAUGUUCAGAGCUUCCAAGAAAUAAUUGAUUUCAAGGACACCAAUACAGAGGACCCAAAUACAGUCCGAAAAUUCUCAGACACAGUGAUCACCAUCAGGAAUCGGCACAAUGAUGUCAUCCCAACUAUGGCUCAGGGAGUGGUUGAAUAUAAAGAUAGUUUUGGGGUCGAUCCAGUAACUUCUCAGAAUGUGCAGUAUUUUUUAGACCGCUUUUACAUGAGUCGCAUAUCAAUUAGAAUGCUGCUAAAUCAACACACUUUGCUCUUUGGAGGGAAAGUGAAAGUGAAUCCAGCACAUCCGAAGCACAUCGGCAGCAUUGACCCAACAUGCAACGUUGUCGACGUUGUUAAAGAUGGAUAUGAAAAUGCAAAACAUCUGUGUGAUUUAUAUUACAUGAGCUCUCCGGAAUUAGAGCUAACCGAGUUCAAUGCUAAAUCUCAAGGACAGCCCAUUCAAGUGGUGUAUGUACCAUCUCAUCUCUACCACAUGGUGUUUGAACUUUUCAAGAAUGCAAUGAGAGCCACCAUGGAAUUCCAGGCAGACAAAGGAGUCUAUCCUCCUAUCAAAGUGCAUGUGGCUUUGGGCAGUGAGGAUUUAUCAGUUAAGCUCAGUGAUCGAGGUGGAGGAGUCCCUUUAAGGAAAAUCGAGCGAUUGUUCAAUUACAUGUAUUCUACUGCACCUCUGCCUCGAAUGGAGACAUCCCGCGCAACCCCAUUGGCCGGGUUUGGAUAUGGCUUGCCAAUAUCUCGCCUCUAUGCCAAGUAUUUUCAAGGAGACUUGAAGUUAUAUUCAUUGGAGGGAUAUGGGACAGAUUCUGUUAUAUACUUCAAGGCUUUAUCAACGGAGUCAGUGGAGAGGCUUCCGGUGUACAACAAAUCUGCCUGGAAACAUUACAAGACCAACCAUGAAGCAGACGAUUGGUGCGUCCCUAGCAGUGAGCCCAAGGACAUGACCACCUUUCGCAGCAACUGAAUGACGAAUGCUCAGCGCAGAGAUUUAAGAGCCUCUAAUGUAACAUGGCAAUUGCCUUUCUGUCAGCCUCUCACAUGUAAUGUGUACAUCAUCAGCAGUUAUUCAAGUGACAGGCUGCACCAUUUGUACUUCAGGUUUGCUCUUAACACACACAUUAUUGUUGCAUUUUGCCUGUGACUCUUGUUCUGGCUCCCCACCCAUUUUUAAAAGGGUGGCUCAGCCCGUUUUUUUUUUUUUUUCUAUUAUGCUUUUGUUUCCUUUUAAUCUGUGCCAGGGACAGGAAAUAAAAUAAUCGCAGGCGGGGAGAA
Messenger RNA from Xenopus laevis (African clawed frog), 1805 nucleotides. It is a transcript of the gene pdk1.S, whose product is annotated as pyruvate dehydrogenase kinase 1 S homeolog. The record is from RefSeq and is marked predicted. Gene Ontology annotation, cellular component: mitochondrial matrix; mitochondrion. Gene Ontology annotation, biological process: regulation of glucose metabolic process. Gene Ontology annotation, molecular function: pyruvate dehydrogenase (acetyl-transferring) kinase activity; protein kinase activity; kinase activity. Lineage: Eukaryota; Metazoa; Chordata; Amphibia; Anura; Pipidae.